Messenger RNA from Alnus glutinosa, 973 nucleotides. RefSeq names its product beta-amylase 7-like. Lineage: Eukaryota; Viridiplantae; Streptophyta; Magnoliopsida; Fagales; Betulaceae. Bases 160 to 792 code for a protein of 210 amino acids. The transcript is spliced from 2 exons. Gene Ontology annotation, molecular function: DNA-binding transcription factor activity. Gene Ontology annotation, biological process: brassinosteroid mediated signaling pathway; DNA-templated transcription. The record is from RefSeq and is a predicted model, not a curated record.
UCCACGGCUCCAUUGAUCCAAAUCUCUCCUCUAUCCUCCGUACACAUCUUAAAGCAUCACACGUCCACGUGGCAGUCACCCACCUGUCCGAUCACGAACCAAAACUUCCCAUUUUCAGAACCAGACCACACAAACAGAGGGAAGAAGAAGAAGAAGAAGAUGAAGGAAGUGGGAAAGGCAAAGGCGAGUGGCGGGGCGCAGGGGAUGAGGAGGACGGAGAGCGAGAGGGAGAAGACGAAGAUGAGGGAGAGGCAGAGGAGGGCCAUCACCACCAACAUCUUCCACGGCCUCAGAAAGCACGGCGGCUACCUUCUCUCUCCUCGCGCUGACAUCAAUGAGGUCCUCCGCGAGCUCGCCAAGGAGGCCGGCUGGGUCGUCCUCCCCGACGGCACCACCUACCGCUCCUCCUCCUCCUCCUCCUCACCCCAUGGUUGGGGUAAUGGUUGUUGUCCGGUUUGUGGGUCGUGGAGAGCGAGCAACAACAGCGCAACGCCGAGCAGCACGGUUGUGCUGGGUGGCGGCGGCGGCGGAGGAGGAGAGUACUGCUCAACCACAGCGUCGCCUGUAAGGGACGCUAUGAACAACAACAACAACAACAAUGGCAUAAGCUCGCUUUACGUCCCUAUUGGUGGCGUCGCUACCUCCGAUGUCGACGGUGAUAUUCCUCUUGAUCAGCUCUGCAUGUACGGUGGGAUUCCGGCGUACCCUGAGCAUUUGUACGCGCAGGAAGCGAGGGCGUCCAGCCAGAACACGCCGGAAGGGUCUCCUCUGCGCGGGCUGGUUGAAAAUUAACGCUAGUAGACUAGAAUAGACGUUUACAGAGAGAGAGAAUAAUUAAGCCAUGGAAAUGGUAUCUGCUAAUCUAAUGUAAUAUUGGAUUUGGGGGUGAUGUAGGAACCCAUUUUGUGUAAUCACAAAUUUGUGUAUCAUUUUCUGUUUGGCUUAGGAUCAUUCAAUUCUAUGUGCUUUCCUA